UCGAAAGAUAUAGUUGUCGUUUUGUUUGCGUUCAGUCUUUAACGGUUGCAAGAAGGACUUUGAAGGACUUGUAUUUGAACGUUAAAUGUAAGGAACUCAAUAGCCGCCGAACGGUCAUCAUAUACGUUACAGGUCGGUUGAACGAGCAACUCUAAUGACUUAAAACAGCGAUAUUUAAAUGUACGUCGAAGAAUCUUAAUAAUCCACAUUACUGUCAGAAGCUAUUCUCAUAUAUCUCCGUUUUGUAAGGUCCUAAAAUAUGGAACAAGAUACAGAGUAUAUUAAAUUACCAUUAGAAGAACGAUGUGUACAUAAGUUAUGGAGAGCACGUUUACAUGGCUAUAAAGAAUGUGUGAACACGUUUCAAUGUAUUGAUGAUGAAAAGUCUCCUGAGUGGAACAAGUAUUUAGGAUUUAUUAAGAAGUUUGUAGUAGAUAACAAUGCUGCAGCACAAGAAAAAGGAUUGGAGGCAGCAUUGGCUUUUAUUGAAAAUGCUGCAGUUGCAGGAAAGACUGUUGGUGAAGUUAUGAAUGGAAUUGUCACUAAAUGUAUUGCUGCGCCUAAAGCUAAAACAAAAGAGUUGGCAGUACAAAUAACAUUGAUGUACAUAGAAAUUGAAAAGCAUGAAGCUGUUCAAGAAGAAUUGUUAAAAGGAUCUGAAGCAAAAAAUCCAAAAAUUGUUGCAGCAUGUAUUUCCACUUUAACUCUGGCCUUAAGGCAAUUCGGUCCUAAAGUAAUUAAUAUAAAGCCUUUGAUAAAAAAGAUGCCCAGUUUUCUUGAAGACAGAGAUAAAACAGUCAGAGACGAAGGCAAAUUCAUGGUUAUAGAAAUUUAUAGGUGGAUAGGCGCACCUUUAAAACAACAAUUAAAUACACUAAAGCCAGUACAAAUCGCAGAAUUGGAAGUAGAAUUUAAUAAUUUGAAAGAAGAGAAGGUUGUACCAAUGCGUUUUCUGAAAUCUCAAAAACCAAAAUCAAUAUGUGUUGUAGAUUCUGUAAGUGAAAACAGUGAAGAUUGUAAAGAUGAGGGGGAUGGCAGUUCUAUACCAGAAAUUGAUCCUCACGAAUUGUUAGACCCUGUUGAUAUUCUUUCUAAACUUCCAAAAGAUUUUUAUGACAAAAUUGAAGCUAAAAAAUGGCAAGAGCGAAAAGAAGCAUUAGAAGCUUUGGAGACUCUUGUAAAAAAUCCCAAGUUAGAAAAUGGUGAUUAUGGAGAUGUAGUAAGAGCUCUGAAAAAGGUUAUAUCCAAAGAUACUAAUGUGUUAGUUGUUGCACUGGCUGGAAAAUGUCUAGCUGGGUUAGCAACAGGUCUUAAAAAACGAUUUCAACCUUAUGCAACAGCUUGUCUAUCAUCAAUUUUAGAAAAGUUUCGGGAAAAGAAACAAAAUGUUGUACAAGCUCUUAGAGAUGCUGCUGAUGCUAUUUUUCUUAGUGUUACCAUCGAUACUAUAUUAGAAGACACACUUGCUGCAUUAGAUAACAAAAAUCCUGCUGUUAAAGCAGAAACGGCUGCUUAUUUAUCAAGAUGCUUUUCUCGCACACCACCGCAAAGUUUAAAUAAAAAGCUAUUAAAAGCAUAUACUGGUGUACUUUUAAAAACUUUAAACGAACCAGAUCCAACUGUUCGAGAUACUUCUGCAGAAGCUAUUGGCACAGCAAUGAAAUUGAUUGGUGAAAAAGCUAUGAUGCCAUUCCUAACAGAUAUAGACAAUUUAAAAAUGACAAAGAUAAAGGAAUGUGCAGAAAAAGCUGUAAUACACGUUAAAGUUCCUAGUGCGCCAAAAGUAGCUGCAGACAGACCGAAUACAGCUCCAAAUAAACUUGAAUCAACAAAAUCUAAGGAUUCAGAAAUGAAAGCUCCAAAGAGACCUAAUACUAGUACUGUUAAGAAACCAACUAAGAAACCAACUGCUUUGACAAAUUCAGCUGUUUCAAAGAAGCCUUCUACUACAAAGACUCAAGCAGAAAAAAAUUAUAGUGCCGAAGAAAUAGAAGAAAUGGCAGCAGAUUGUUUACCACCUGAUAUUAUUUCAGGUCUUGUCGAUAGUAGUUGGAAGAACCGUUUAUCUGCAGUUGAACAACUUCUAGAGUUUGUAAAACAGAUGGAUAUAGCAGAAGGAUCUACACAAGUUAUUGUACGUACUCUAGCAAGAAAGCCAGGUUUCAAAGACACAAAUUUCCAAGUUCUUAAAUUGCGGUUGGAGAUAGUAAAAUAUCUGGCAGAAAAUUUUCCAUUUUCAACUACUGUUUGCGAAUAUUGCCUCAUGGAUAUAACCGAGAAAUUAGGGGAUGCGAAAAAUAGCACAGUUGCAGGAGAAACUCUUUUAGCCAUAGCGGAAGCAACAAGUUUUGAACAUGUGGCUGAUGAAAUAUUGGCAUUUGCUUUCAAUCAAAAAAAUCCUAAAGUUCAACAAGAAACAUUAGUAUUGUUGAGUAGGGGUCUCACGGAAUUUGGUUGUGUUAUCAAUGUCAAAUCUGUUAUGGAAAAUAUAAAAAAAGCAGUUGCAGCAACAAAUCCUGGUGUUCGUACAGCAGCCAUUACAUUAUUAGGCACAUUAUAUUUAUCUAUGGGCAAACCACUGCUUGUAUUUUUUGAGAAUGAAAAACCUGCUUUGCGUCAACAAAUCGAAGAAGAAUGCGAAAAGCGCAAUGGUGAAGCUCCUCCGGUACCAAUUCGUGGGGUAAAAUGCAAAAAGGAUCAAAUAAGUGAUGACGCUGAUGAUACUGAAUUAGAUAAGAAAUCAAAUGCUAAUAGCGAGCUUGACAUAAAUAAUCUCAUUCCACGAGUUGAUGUUAGCAAUCAAAUUUCAGAGAGUCUUCUUAACGAAUUAUCAGAUAAAAAUUGGAAAGUGCGAAAUGAGGGUUUACAAAAAGUAAGUGGUAUUAUCUCAGAAGCAAAAUUUAUAAAAGGCUCUAUCGGUGAUUUACCACAAGGAUUAGCUUUGCGAUUGGUUGACAGCAAUAGUAAGAUCGCACAGUCAACUCUAGGCAUAUGCCAGGCAUUAGCUGUGGCUAUGGGUCCACCGGCAAAGCAACACAUUCGAGUCCUUUUUCCUGGUUUCAUACAAUGUUUAGGCGAUAGUAAAAAUUGGAUUAGGACAGCAGCAAUUUCGUGUAUAAACACAUGGGGAGAUCAGUGCGGUUAUAAAGAAUUUUUUGAUGGAGAAAUAAUUGGAGAUGCUUUAAAAUCUGGAUCACCGGUACUUAGGGCUGAGGUGUGGAAUUGGUUGGCACAGAAAUUGCCUCUGAUUCCUGUAAAACAGAUACCAAAAGAAGAGUUACGUGUAUGUCUUCCAUAUUUAUAUAGUAAUUUAGAAGAUCGUAAUUCUGAUGUUCGAAAAAAUGCUCAAGAAGCAGUGUUGGGUUUUAUGAUUCAUCUUUCUUACGAAGGGAUGGCAAGGAAUACAGAAAAAUUAAAACCUGGAUCGCGAACAGUAGUACUUGCUGCGUUAGAUAAAUCUCGACCUUACCUACCUAUCGAACCUCUACCAAAAAAACAAGCACCAAAAGAAAGUAAUCAAAAAGUUGUCAAGAGUGCUGGAGCUAUGAAAGCUUCGAAAGCAGUAGUGAAACCUAAACAGAAUCAAGCAGCUUCGAAACCUAGCAGUGCUCGUAAGAAAGACGACGAUGUGGAUACAAGUCCGUUAUUGGCUGUUAAUAAUCUCAAGCAUCAAAGAGUGAUCGAUGAGCAAAAAUUGAAGGUCCUGAAAUGGAAUUUCACCACUCCAAGAGAGGAAUUUGUUGAACUUUUAAAGGAACUUAUGACUGCUGCAAAUAUAAACAAAACUUUGAUAUCAAAUAUGUUUCAUUCAGAUUUUCGAUACCAUCUUAAAGCUAUCGAGGCAUUAACCGAGGAUCUGCCUGAUAACAAUAAAGCAUUAGUGUCUAAUUUGGAUCUUAUUCUUAAAUGGUUGACACUAAGAUUUUUUGACACCAACCCUUCUGUGUUAUUAAAAGGUUUAGAGUAUUUGCGAAUGGUAUUUAACCUAUUGAUAGAAGAUAAAUAUCAUAUGUUAGAGAACGAAGCGGCAUCGUUUAUUCCGUAUCUCAUUAUUAAAAUUGGUGAUCCAAAAGACGCUGUGCGUAACGGAGUUCGGGCAUUAUUUAAACAAAUAGCAUUAGUGUAUCCAGUAAGCAAAUUAUUUUCGUAUGUAAUGGAAGGUUUAAAAUCUAAAAAUGCUAGACAAAGAACAGAAUGCUUAGAUCAAUUAGGUUCCCUUAUAGAAAACUAUGGGUUGUGUGUUUGUCAACCUUCUGCAUCUGUAGCAUUGAAAGACAUAGCAAAACAAAUAGCAGAUCGUGAUAAUUCCGUUCGAAAUGCUGCUUUGAACUGCAUUGUACAAGUAUAUUUUCUUCAAGGAGAAAAAGUGUACAAGCUUAUUGGUCAGAUAUCUGAAAAAGAUCAGUCGUUAUUAGAUGAACGUAUUAAAAGAGCUGCUAAAAAUCGUCCAACAAAAUCGGCUUCAACAAACAAACUUUCAACUGCUUCAAGUGCAACAGCAAUUCCUUCUAGUGAAGAUGUUAAAGCAGAAUCUGAAGAAGAAAAUGAAGAAACACCCGAGCCACAACCUAUUCCAGCAGAAUUAGAAGAUGAACUACAAGUUCCAACAUCGACACAAUCAAAAAUAACGGGUCCAUUCGGGCUCGAUAUGGAUUAUUUGAAAAGGAUCGAAUUAGACGCUCCUGUGAAGUACAGCAACCCCGUUCUAGUAGAUAUUAAUUUAGACGAUCUGAACAUAUCUCUUGACCCCAACGCGGCUAAUCAGCCCAAAGUACCGGUGAUUUCCAUUUCUCCACCGAAAUUGUUAGUGUCAAAGUCCGCAUCAGUGACGCAACAAUUAAGUCCAGCUAAUACUAGUAAAGAAGAUAGUCUUGAGCGCAAAAUACUUGCAAUGUCUAGUUUGGAUUUAUCAGUAGCAAUACAAUCGAUGAACAGUAUAGAUAAUUUGAUAAAAUCACAUCAAGUUCUGAGUUUGCAGUCUAAAGAAGAUAAAUUUAUUGGUUCGAUAAACAUGCAAUUAAAAUUUUUGCAAACGUAUCCUUUACAACAGGGAGGAACAGAUAUCUCGAAGGGUUUCAGAAACACAUUUAUGGUUAUUUUAGCGUUUUAUGAUAGUGGAAUUCUUGGAAAGAAUGUUCCGUUGAUACAUUUGAAAGAACUUGUGGAUCAAAUGAUUAGUUUGUUAGCUGAGAACAAAUUAAAUCAUUUAUAUCAAGCAGGAGUGUAUUAUCGUGUGAUUAAUAAUAUUGUCUGCAAAAUAAUAGACAAUUCUAAUCAUACUACUAUCAUAUGUGCUUUAAUAAAAUUACUCCAUGGGUGUGCUGACUCAACUUCACCUUCUAAAUAUGAAGAAUUAGUUAUGAAGUGUUUAUGGAAAAUAGUAAAGCUAAUUCCUAACUGGGCAGCGGAUUUAAAUUAUGAUACUAUUCUUUUGGAAGUGCACCGUUUUCUUAAAGAUUAUCCAAGUGUGUGGUGGAAAAAACGAAUACCGGAUACUCCUUUACGGACAGUUAAAACAGUUCUUCACAGUAUGACUCGCGUAAAGGGCAGUACAAUACUCAGUCAUCUGACACAAAUAAAUAACACAAACGAGUCGGAAUUGCAUUCUUAUCUUAUAAGGCUAAUUGCGACUUUUAAGCCAGAUGAAAUUAACACCAAUCCAAGGACAACAAUAAAACCCGGCAAUAGUGGUAAAACACAAGAACAUUUAUCAAAGUUUACUCAUCAACAAUUAUCUGAAAUAUUUAAAAAGAUUGGAUCUAAAGAACACACGCAAGAAGGUUUAAUGCAGCUGUAUGAUUUUAAACUUCAACAUCCCGAAGCUGACGUACAACCUUUUCUGGUAAAGUCUCACCAAUUCUUUCAAGACUUUAUAGAACAAGGAUUAAGAGACAUUGAUCAAGCACGAAAAAAUCAAAAUCUUGUACCACAAACCAAUAAUCAGUACUCGUCAGGUACGACUGAGCUUGUUAGUCCCGAUAAAAAAAGAUUAGACUUUUUUCCAUUACAUAGGCUUGAAAAACUUGGAGCAUCUGAAGCACAAUGUAGAACAACUACCAGUCAGCUUAGUCCAACAUGAAUCAACCUCUCUUGACAUUAAAUAGGAUUGCAGUGCUCGAAAUGGAUCCAGAACCAAUAACACAUAAAUACAAUAUAAGAUCAAUAGGGCAGUCACGAAGAGUAAUGCGGUAUUAACAUUAACUGUAGUAUUUACGUUUCAUUUUGCUAGUAGUUACGUAUAUGUUAUGCUACUGGGAUAUAAAGUUUAACACGUUCGUAGUUACGUUAAGUGCAGUAAUAUGAACUUUAUAUAAUUAAUAGCAGUGUAACUUAUACGUAAUUACUAACAAAAUUAAAUGUAAGUUAUACAGUAGUUUAAUCUUAAGCAUUUUAGGUAAAGUACGUAAGACUAACAGUAGCAUUCAUGUUUAAUUUUAUUAGUAGUUACACGUAGAUUAUGCUGCUACUAAUUAUAUAAAAUUUAUUUGUUACAAUACUUAAUGUAACUACAAAUGUGUUACACUACACGUAUUUAUCACUAUUCAAAUAUGAUAAUUAAGCUAUAACAAGCUAGUAUUAUGCUCUUUUUAGACUGAUUUUUACAGCGGAUUUUUACUUCAUUAGUUCUUUUGACAUAAAUUGUGCGGUCUUUAAUGUGUAUUAUAAAUUAUAAGCUCAUUUCUGCGUUAAAUCUUUAUUUAUAAAAGAAAAAAAAAUUAUAUACAUUUUAUUAUUUAAUUACUGAAAAGUUGAUUAUACUCUGAAAGCAUGUCUCUCCGUAUUUAUAAUCACGGUAUACGAAUAUAGAUUUAAUACGUUAACUUUUCGUGAUAAAAUAACAGUGUUAGAUAAAAACAACAAUAAUAAUUUAAUAUGAAUGUCUUCAGGAAUUUCUGAAAAAUCUUACGUAGUGUAAAUAGAGUAUGUAUAUAUUCUAAUAUUCAAUAAACUAUGUCUUACAAUAAUAC
Hylaeus anthracinus is the source of this 6968-nucleotide messenger RNA. It is a transcript of the gene msps, whose product is annotated as protein mini spindles. The record is from RefSeq and is a predicted model, not a curated record. The transcript has 31 exons. Gene Ontology annotation, biological process: establishment or maintenance of microtubule cytoskeleton polarity; microtubule polymerization; centrosome duplication. NCBI's taxonomy places the organism in Eukaryota, Metazoa, Arthropoda, Insecta, Hymenoptera, Colletidae. Bases 260 to 6079 code for a protein of 1939 amino acids. Gene Ontology annotation, molecular function: microtubule plus end polymerase activity; microtubule plus-end binding. Gene Ontology annotation, cellular component: microtubule plus-end; spindle pole; centrosome.